This is a messenger RNA of Ciona intestinalis (vase tunicate), 2556 nucleotides long. RefSeq lists its product as uncharacterized. Lineage: Eukaryota; Metazoa; Chordata; Ascidiacea; Phlebobranchia; Cionidae. Gene Ontology annotation, molecular function: chromatin binding. Gene Ontology annotation, biological process: positive regulation of DNA-templated transcription. Gene Ontology annotation, cellular component: transcription elongation factor complex. The record is from RefSeq and is a predicted model, not a curated record.
CCAUUUUCAUUUCCCCCUCUCUCGCUCAGAUUAAACAGGUUCUUCCGCAAAGCUGUCGUUUGUCGUUUACUGUACUUGAGAGAUGUGUAUUGCAUAUGCUGAAGAGUAGCAUGAAUAGAUAGUAUUGUAUCUGUGAUUUGGAACUUGACUAGUCGGAAGCGAUUUCAACAUGGUCACAGCGAUUGUUGUAAAGUUGGAGCUGGGCCAUAUCGCAAAAGCUCGGGAUCUGCCAACUUUUUCUGGCCACACACAUGACUGGAUGGUAUUUGUUAAAGGAGCAGAGGGAACCGAUAUUGCACAUUUUGUUGAAAAGGUUGUGUUUUGGCUUCAUGAAUCUUACAAUCCACCGAAAUGUGUUGUAAAACAACCACCAUAUGAAGUACGUCAAACCGGCUAUGCGGGGUUUAAAAUAUUAAUUGAUAUUCACUUCAAAAACAAGUCAGAGCCUAAAUCUGUACAAUUCCAAUACAACAUGUUCCUUCACAUGGAAAACAUGCCUCCUGUCAAUCAUACACGAGUUGAAAUGCUUACGUUUACUAAUCCUGCUGAAGAUUUUCGCUCCAAACUGUUGUGUGCUGGAGGUGUUUUGAAAAAUCAAGAUUCUUUAGACGUUCAACCAAAGGAAAAGAAAAGUUCGAAGGAAUCCAGAUAUGGUGAGGAAUCCCAUAAAAGUGGACACAAAAGCAAAGAAAAGUCAAGUGUAAAGAAUGAAAAGUCUAAAGUCAAACACUCAAAAAAAGAAGAUAAAAGGAGAAAUAGUAUAGAUGAAAAUGAAUUUGUUCGUAAAAGAAAAGAGGAUUCAAAACCAAAGCCGAGUUCAUCUACUGUGUCUAACACAGAUAAAAAGUCAAAAGAGAAAGUAAAUAAAUUGAAGAUCAAAGUUGAACAGUCUGCGGGUCCUGGUUUAUUCUCAAGAGAGGAAAGCAUAAAUAUGAAACAAAUCAAGAAAAAGGAUAAAAAAGAAGAUAUUAAAAUUGAAAAGGAAAAAAGGUUUACUCCAGAACAUAAAAUAAAGAAAGAAGCAAAAGAACAUUCAGAUAAAACAACGGAAAACACAAAACACAAGAAAAUCUCCCCAGAAAAGAGUAAACAAAAACGUUCAUCAGAUUUUAAAGUAAAGAAGAGAAGAACUAUGUCAUCCUCAGGUAGUGACAUGGACAUACCAAGGCAAACAGUUACCCCUCCAGUGCGGUCUGAUCAAGACCUAAAAGAUGAAAGAACAAUUAAAAGACAUAAGAAAGACAAGUUAAAAGAGCUGAAAAAAUCAGAAAAAAAAUCAAAAAGGUCAUCUACUCCUCAGCGUGAAAGGAAAGUUUCUCCUUUACCAUUGCCACAGGUGUACAGUAGUAACACAUCAGUUGACAUGGAGAUAUCUAAGACACCACCAAGAGGAAACAUGAAUCAGUCUUUAAAAUCCUCAAAAUCUUCAUCAUCCCACCAAACAAAAAAGCAGAAGACUUCGAAAGCUUCUGAAAAUACAAGAGUCACUUCUUCUGGUGUCAAAAUCCACAUUAAAGAUGUCAAGAAAAAACGAUCUCCUGAAGCCUUACGUAGAAAGGAUACGUCUUCUCACAAAUCCCAUUCAAAUAAAGUCUCAAAUGCAAGUUUGGAGAGACAACCUACCGCCAAGGUUAUUCAGCAACAACAUGAUUCCUCCACCUCAUCUUCAGAUACCGACUCCAGUGACAAUAACGAACCAGUGAAGCAAUUUGUACCAAGUCCAGUUGCUUCUCCUGCCUCUUCUUCUUCCUCUUCACUUUCUCCGGUACCAUCUCCCAUUCAUUCUGUUCCCAACCUCCUGCUUCCUCUUCCUAAAGAAGACGAUGACUCGAAUAGUGAUUCAAUGGAAGAUUUCAACACUGCCUCACCAAUACAUCAACCUCCAGCUAGAGAAAACAAGAACGUUCAUGAAGGCCAAUCUCCAAUGUCUAGUGACUCUGAUGAAGCUGUUUUCCACAACUCACCACUACGUUACUAUAACAACGAAGAGUCAGAGUCCCACGAUGAAGAAAAACGGUUUCCACCAGAGCCUGCUAAAAAGCGAAGAGAUUCUGUGGGAUUGGAGAGAAAGUUUCCUGUGGUUACAGUUGGAGUGGGCAAAGAAUUGCGGACCUAUCCUGGUCUAACUCAAGAAAUGUUUGAAAAAUUACGCGAAUUGCAGAGUGUUAUAGCUGCCGUAACAGACCAAAACCGAUUGAAAGAGAUUUUGUCGAUUGUGCGGAAUUCCGGCAACUUUUCGAUGGUUGGUGGUGCAGUUGAUUUUGAUUUAUGUUCGCUGGACCGUAAAACAAUUCACAAAAUUCAAAAACAUCUAAAAGUGUCUUAACCGUUGGAAACACUGCCUGUAAUAACAGCGUCCCGCAAUUGAAUUAUAUUUGUAUCUAUUUGCGUGCAUUGCUGUAGUUUUAAACUUUAUAAAGCAAACGUUCUUGUACAAUCACGCCACAUACUGCCAAACAAUAAUAUAUUGUGAAACACCAUAACGGCAACGUAUAACGAGUUUUUGGAACCUUCUGUAGCAAAACCAAUAAACAAGUAUUGUUUUGUGCGAGUUUA